This is a messenger RNA of Plectropomus leopardus (leopard coralgrouper), 2739 nucleotides long. NCBI's taxonomy places the organism in Eukaryota, Metazoa, Chordata, Actinopteri, Perciformes, Serranidae. The record is from RefSeq and is a predicted model, not a curated record.
CAGACAGGGACUCACAUCCAGAUACACAUUUACAACCAGAGACUGAGGACAAGACUGGAGACUCUUAUGUUGCUGAGAUAGAAGUCAGUGUUGAUGAUUGGGAGGAGGCCAGAGAACCUCAGUCUCGUUUAAACUGUCAUAAUAAAAAUGAAGUCCCAGUGAGUCCCGUGACAGGUAUUUCUGAUGAAAACGCUUUUAGCUGUUCUGAGACUGGAGACUCUUCUGAACCUGAGACUGAUGACAGUGAUGAUUGGAAAGAGACCAGAGAACCUCAGUCAGGCUUAAACUCUCUAAAAAAUGAGGAAGUCCCUGUCAGUGAGAAACCAUUUGGUUGCCCUAAGUGUGGGAAAAGAUUUGGUAAUAGUGGAUAUCUGAAUAGACACAUGAGAAUCCAUGCAGGAGAGAAACCUUUCACCUGCACAGUGUGUGGUAAAGGUAUCAUUGAAAGUAGAAAUCUGAAGAGACAUAUGAGAACUCACACAGGAGAAAAACCUUUCACUUGUUCAGUAUGUGGAAAAGCUUUCAUUGAUGGCAGACAAUUGAAGAUACACAUGAGAAAUCACACAGGAGAGAAGCCAUAUGAUUGCUCAGUUUGUGGCAAGAGGUUUGCUUUACAAACAAGUUGUAUAAGACACAUGAGAACUCACACAGGAGAGAAACGAUUUGGCUGUGAUGUUUGUGACAAAGAGUUCAUUUGGCCUCAUCAGCUCAGAGCCCAUCAGUGUGUCGGUGGUCAGUCCUCACAGCUUCAUCAGACUCAAACUGAGGAGAACAGAGAGGCAGAGCCUCCAGCCAGCAGCUCAACUCAACAGAUAAAAACUGAAGCUGAUGGAGAGGACUGUGGAGGACCAGAACCAGCCAGAAACUCACAUCCAGAUACAAAUUUGCAACCAGGUACUGAUGAUAGUGUGGAAAGUGAUAAUUGGAAGGAGACCAAAGAACCUCAGUCGGGUUUAAUCUCUCCAAAAAAUGACUGUGAAAAACCAUUCAUCUGCUCUGAGUGUGGGAAGGGAUUUGGUAGCAUAGGUUAUCUCCAUAGACACAUGAGAACUCAUGCAGUAAAAAAAACAGUCAAUUGCCCAGUGUGCGGUAAAGAUUUCCUUAAAAAUGGAUAUCUAAAGAGACACAUGAGAACUCACACAGGAGACAAACCUUUCAGCUGCUCAGUUUGUAACAAAUCUUUUGCAUGGAGUGGAUAUUUACACACACACAUGAGAAUGCACUCAGGAGAGAAACCUUUCACUUGCUCUUUUUGUGAUCAAAGUUUUUUGCAAAAAACACAUCUUAGCAGACACAUGCUAACACAUACAGGAGACAAACCUUUCAGCUGUGCUGUUUGUAAUAAAUCUUUUAGUCAGAGUGGAAGUUUACAGACUCACAUGAAAAUCCACACAGGAGAGAAACCUUUCAGCUGCCCAGUAUGUGGGAAAGCUUUCAUUGACAGCAGACCAAUGAAGAAACACAUGAGAAUUCACACAGGAGAGAAACCUUUCAGUUGCUCGGUUUGUGAGAAAAGAUUUUUGUGCAAAGCAGAUCUAAAGAAACACGAGAUAACUCAUACAGGAGAGAAACCUUUUAGUUGUUCUCUUUGUGGUAAAGGUUUUAUACAAAAGAUCAAUUUGACCGACCACAUGGCACUUCACACAGGAGAGAAAAGAUUCAGCUGCAGUGUUUGUAACAAAGCAUUUGCCUGGCGUCAUCAGGUCAAAAGACAUAAAUGUGUCGGUCGUCAGUCCUCAGAGCUUCAACAAUCAGCAGGGAGCUAAACAGACAGAAAAUACCCUACAUGAGCAAUAAUCAGACACAAUUAGUUGUAGAUAACAAAUACACAGUCAGAGUUUUUCUGGAUUUAUCAAAAGUUAAUCAGUUAAUCAUGACAUUUUAUUUGCCAAAUGAAUCCCUUUGGCUUUCAAGGUGUGGCACCUCAGUGGUUAUGAGUAUAAUUGAGAAACAGAUUGAAUCACUGUGAAGUCACGACACACAACAGUCACAACUGGCUGUUGAUUGAUUUGACUUCAGUUGCAGAGAUAUGUGAAUUUGGCAACUUGUUUAUUUCAUUUUCAGCUGCAACUAACAAUUACAGAGAAAUAGUUAAACACAGUUGUCUGAAAUAUCGGAGAGUUUUACUGUGCUGAUUUUAUCUCCUGUGCUGCCUUGCUCUUUGAUAAACCAAAUAUACCGACACAGAAGCUAAACCACAGGGGUGCCUCAAGGAUUUGAUGACAUUGGGGUAAACUUUAAUUUAAUUUCUUCUUAAACCACGUUUAAGAACAAUGUUAAUAAACCAACCUUGUACCACGUACCUUAGACGAGUCUUUAACCCACUUAUAGUCUGAGGAUUUCAUCUAGAACCCACCCAAGAGGUUCUACUGAGAACCCCUUUAUUUUCCAAGGGUUUUAUCUAGGACCCACCCAGGGGGCUCAGAAAUAGUGAUUGAAUAUAUCACCCAUAGGUCUCUCUUCUACAAACUAUGGUUUUAGUUUUUUAAUGGAUCUCUUUGUCAUUUAACAAACUCUUUCUGCAAAAAAGGGUUCUUCAGAAGCAAAUGGUUGUUGGUAGAAUCUCAGCCCUUCAGGGUGAACCCUGUUAUUUCUUAGAGUGUGGGGGACACUGUUUUCUCUAGCAAGUAGGAUGUAUGUAAUCAAAAGUGCUUUUCUCAUUAUGCAAACAUCUUGUGUGGGGUCCCCCAAGGGCCAGUCCUCGGCCCUCUUUUGUUUUCUGUAUGUAAAAGACCUGUC